AUGCGUGAUAGUUACGAAUUGAAUGACAAUCUCACUGUCCAAGACACCCCAGCCGACGAUGCUACAGUCAGUCUGGCUUUUCCGGAAGGUGGCCGCGAGGCAUGGUCAUGUCUCUUAGGCUCGUUCCUUCUGGUGUUUGGCUCUUUUGGAUUUCAGACUUCCGGUAAGAAAGCAACUUGUGGUAUUGUGUGUCGAGUCAACCAAUUCCCUCCAGUCGGAACAAUACAGUACUACAUCAGCACCCAUCAACUGUCCGACUACAGCGUUCGCGAUUCGGGCCACUGUUUGCUCGUUGUCCGCUACGCCGCCCUCUCAACAGACGUCCAAUUCUACUCCCUAACAGUCCUAAAUAGCGUGAGCCUCGUCGGCAGAAUCCUCUCCGGCCUCGCAGCGGAUAUCCUCGGAUGUUUUAACAUUCUCCUCCUGCUAGUUGUGAUAAUACUCCUUGUCAUGUCCGCCGUCUGGCUCCCCUUCGGUUUCCGCGACGAAGCAACUCUCUAUGCCGUCGUUGCGAUCUUCGGCUCCGGAUCGGAUGGGCGGUUAUAUCUCUUGCGCCGAACGGUAUAUUGUGUUUCUGUGUUUGGGGUGUUGCUUACUGUGCCGGUUGGAGGUGAGUUGGAGGUGGGCAUUGCCGGAUUGGGGUUGGAAAUGGAAGGUCAACUUGCUGUCCCAAUUUACUAUGAACUUCAGGGUUUACUUGAUGAGGCUUCUGGGUGCAAGGAAAGACUCAAAGAUCCUGAUGAGGAUUUAUCAUUAACUGUGAAGGGUAUAAAGAAGUACAAGAAGAACUAA
Messenger RNA from Aspergillus ruber CBS 135680, 792 nucleotides. RefSeq lists its product as uncharacterized. The transcript has 5 exons. NCBI's taxonomy places the organism in Eukaryota, Fungi, Ascomycota, Eurotiomycetes, Eurotiales, Aspergillaceae. The record is from RefSeq and is a predicted model, not a curated record. The coding region runs from base 1 to 792 and encodes 263 amino acids.